Molecule: messenger RNA, 805 nt
Organism: Portunus trituberculatus (swimming crab)
Lineage: Eukaryota; Metazoa; Arthropoda; Malacostraca; Decapoda; Portunidae
Product: cuticle protein CP1158-like
Exons: 2
Coding region: 132-557 (141 amino acids)
Molecular function (GO): structural constituent of cuticle
Source: RefSeq, a predicted model, not a curated record
CUAGAUGGAAAGGGCGUCGGAACGGUUCCUUGGGUGUUUGGGCAGACCGGCUUGUAUAUAAAAGGCGGCGUGAUCAGCAGCACCACACAUCACUUUCCUAUUGUUGAGGCAGCUCAUCACACUAAGCAGUCAUGAGGAUCCUUGUAGUAGUGGCGGCAGUGGUAGCUGUGGCAGCAGCCAGCCCCAUCGGCUUCGCCAGGAAAGGGGUUGGUCUCAUUGGACGCAGCGGCAUCGUUACCGUCGAUGGUCGCAUCAUUCCCUUCACAAAGGAAUUCAUGGACGACAUCGUGGAAAUCGGAGAGGCUGGUAUUGUGACCAAGUCCGGCAAGAACGUUCACCUCACCCUGGACCUGCAUCGCCUGAAGCGUGACGUUACCACCGGAUUCACACGGCCUAAGAUUGGCUCCAUUGGAUUCUCUGGCGCUGUCCUCACUGACGGAACCAUCAUCCAGUUCACGCCAGAGUUCAUCGACGACAUCCUCUACUUCGGAGAGUCUGGUAUCAUCACCAAGUCCGGCAAGAACGUGCAGCUCACCGCUGACCUCAAGCGCGUGUAACGCUUCCUUGUGAAGGAUUUCGGUGCGCUGGUGCGUUGGUGGUGACCGAGUGGAACCAAAGCCUUUUUCUGCUGGUGCCUCUCACCAUGCACGUUACCUUAUGAUAAGGGCAGCCAACGGUCUCCUGCGGCAGGAGUCAUUUCAUCAGUUGUACCUGAAUCUGCUGUUUCUCAAUAUCCUAUCUUAUACACUACUAUUUUGUAUCAUGUUAUCUUUUCAUAAACAAAUUCAUUAAAACUACAAACAUA